Molecule: messenger RNA, 1562 nt
Organism: Cheilinus undulatus (humphead wrasse)
Lineage: Eukaryota; Metazoa; Chordata; Actinopteri; Labriformes; Labridae
Gene: sirt3
Product: sirtuin 3
Exons: 8
Coding region: 160-1209 (349 amino acids)
Molecular function (GO): NAD+ binding; histone deacetylase activity, NAD-dependent
Source: RefSeq, a predicted model, not a curated record
CACUCAUUGAACCGGUUCGGUAGUGCCUCAGUAGUCACCGUCUAUUCCUGAAUGUAAAUGUAUAACCUGAUUGAUCAGACCGAGUCCGCGUUGACUAGUGACUCUGUCUCUCAGUAGGAGUGCUGCCUUCACUACUGUCUGGGCGGUUUAUCUGACAGCAUGUCUCCUCUGAGCUCCUCGGUGAUUUCUACUGUCACACGGAGCUUCUAUCGCAGCCUGUGUCUGAGACCCAGCAGGACCCUCUCUGCGCAUGGGUUGGGACAGAGAAGAGCCAGUCCAGCUCCUGCAGCUCUGACAAGACAGACACACCCGGCCUGCUGUGACGGGACUCGAGGGUUUUUCUCUCGAGGUGGCGGUGCAGAGGGCGAGCAGCAGACCCUCCAGGACAUCGCUCAGAGCAUCAGACAGCGGCAUGUCAGGAGGGUGGUGGUGAUGGCCGGAGCCGGGAUCAGCACGCCCAGUGGCAUCCCAGACUUCAGGUCUCCAGGUAGCGGUCUCUAUGAUAACCUGCAGCAGUACGACCUGCCAUACGCAGAGGCCAUAUUUGAGAUCAACUUUUUCCAUCACAACCCGAACCCGUUCUUCACCCUGGCCAAAGAGCUGUACCCUGGAAACUACCAGCCCAACGUGACUCACUACUUUGUGCGUCUGCUUCAUGAGAAGGGUCAGCUGCUCCGGAUGUACACGCAGAACAUCGACGGCCUGGAGAGAUUGUCGGGGAUUCCUCCAGAGAUGUUGGUGGAGGCUCAUGGGACGUUUGCCACGGCGACCUGCACUGUCUGUAGGAGGAAAUACGAGGGGGAGGAGCUAAGACCAGACGUGAUGAGCGGGAAGGUUCCCAGGUGUCCCACCUGCACAGGUGUGGUCAAGCCCGACAUCGUGUUCUUUGGGGAGGAGCUUCCUCGUCACUUCUUUAAAUACCUGACGGACUUUCCUCUGGCAGACCUGCUGAUCAUCAUGGGAACGUCUCUGGAGGUGGAGCCCUUCGCCAGUCUGGCAGGAGCCGUGCGGAGCUCUGUGCCCCGCCUACUCAUCAACAGGGACCUGGUGGGUCCCUUUGCAUGGCGGCGGUGGCCCCAGGAUGUCAUUCAGCAGGGCGAUGUUGUCAGUGGUGUCCAAGCUCUGGUCGACGCUCUCGGGUGGAGUCAGGAGCUCAAAGCUCUGAUGGCCGCCAGGGGCCAGACGGAUUCAGCGAAACCAGAGGAUUGAGUGAAUCUGCACCAACCAGGAGCUCGGACUUCAUUCACUGCUCUUAUGAACGCUGUCAGACUGUGGACUGACUUCACGGUCGCUGUUUUGAUGAGUGCAUGUGCUCAAACAUGGAUCACUGAUCCUGUCACAGACUGGUGGUAAUCAUGAGCUGAUUCUGGAGGCGGGUCACUGAAAUGUUCCUAAAUCAGAAUCAGACAGACAGGUAAGUGAUGACGUCCAAACCAUGGGUUUGUAUUCACCGUAAUGUCAGAUGAAAAGUUUGAAUGUGUAAUAAAAAGCUGACUCACAUCAUUACAGGAAACAUGUACUGUAUAGAAUUUAUUUCUAAUCAAUAAAUCUGACACGUUUGA